Aspergillus glaucus CBS 516.65 is the source of this 1866-nucleotide messenger RNA. Its product is annotated as potassium ion transporter. The record is from RefSeq and is a predicted model, not a curated record. The transcript is spliced from 2 exons. Bases 1 to 1866 code for a protein of 621 amino acids. Gene Ontology annotation, molecular function: high-affinity potassium ion transmembrane transporter activity. Gene Ontology annotation, biological process: intracellular potassium ion homeostasis; potassium ion import across plasma membrane. NCBI's taxonomy places the organism in Eukaryota, Fungi, Ascomycota, Eurotiomycetes, Eurotiales, Aspergillaceae. Gene Ontology annotation, cellular component: plasma membrane.
AUGAUCCAUUAUGCCUAUAUCCUGCUGUGGACGAUAGUGACUUCGGUCAUUAUAUACCCCGCCAAAAAUGUUUCAUAUACCGACGCUUUGUUCUUUGGGUGUGCGGCGGCUACCCAGAGCGGGCUGAACACGGUGGAUCUGAACGAUAUGCGAACCUACCAGCAGGUGGUGAUAUACUGUGUGCCAAUGGUGACCAGUCCGAUUUUUAUCCAUACGGCCGUCGUCUUCGUUCGGAUAUAUUGGUUCGAGAAACGGUUUCAGCAUCUAGUUCAGAGUGCCAGGACAAUACGCCGCACUGGGACAGUAUCUGAGAGUAGUUCGUCUGACGUGGAACAGCAGAGCAGUAAGAUGAGUUCAAACGGGAGCAGCAGUAGCAACGGUAGCAGUCUGGUGAAUGACGAUAUUGCAGCUGGUACGAGCAGGCGCAGUCCGGACGACAGUGCUGCCAACCCACAACCAAAAGUGGUCUUAGAGGCAGGAAGCCGAGAUGAAACGCCGUAUUUGAGCUGGAACGCGAGACCAGGACGGAACUCAACAUUCAUCGGUCUGAACGAAGCUCAGCGGGACGAACUUGGAGGCAUUGAAUACCGUUCACUCAAGACAUUGGCCGUCAUCUUGAUAUCUUACUACCUCUUCUUCCACGUCUUCGGUUUAAUAUGUUUGGUGCCGUGGAUCAUGAGGAGCACAAAAUACGGCCCUGUCAUCCGUCAAGCUGGCCAAGGACGACCCUGGUGGGGUGUUUUCACGGCUGGGUCAGCAUUCAACGAUUUCGGUCUCACCAUGACACCGAAUUCAAUGGAGUCUUUCCAACAAGCAGCCUUUCCGCUUCUUGUCAUGUCCUUCUUAAUUAUUAUCGGGAACACCGCUUUUCCCUGUAUGCUACGGUUCAUUAUCUGGAUACUUUCCAUAGUUGUCAGACGGGACACUCCGCUCUGGGACGAGUUGCGUUUUUUGCUCGACCAUCCUCGACGGUGCUUCACCCUUCUUUUCCCACAAAAGGCUACCUGGUGGCUGUUUGCUACAGUUAUUGUUCUCAACGUUGUGAACAUGGUGGUACUUGUCGUGCUCAAUUUGGACAAUUCUGAGAUUGGGUCCAUGUCAUCAGGUACUCGCUCUGUCGUUUCUUUGUUCCAAGCAUGUUCAACACGGACUGCAGGCUUCUCCAUCAUCGAUCUCUCCAAUCUACAUCCAGGCACCCUCGUCUGCUACCUGGUACUGAUGUACAUUUCUGUCUUUCCAAUCGCCAUCUCCGUGCGUCGUACCAAUGUAUAUGAAGAACGGAGUGUCGGGGUCUAUUCCAGCGCAGACGACCAUGAACAAGAACGAAACACCAAGCAACCAAGUUAUGUCGGCAUCCAUUUGCGGAGACAAUUAGGCUCCGACUUAUGGUACAUCUUCCUUGGUUUAUUUAUUAUAGCGAUUGUUGAAGGUGGUCGACUGUCCAUUUCCAAGCUACCCUCGUUUAACAUCUUCGCUGUCUUUUUCGAAAUCGUCUCUGCAUAUGGCACUAUCGGACUUUCACUUGGAUAUACUACAGGGAAUACCUCAUUUGUCGGGCACUUUCAGACAAUCUCAAAGCUAGUUAUCAUUGCUAUGCAAAUCCGCGGCCGCCACCGUGGACUGCCUUAUGCACUCGAUCGUUCCGUCCUGCUCCCGUCCGAAUCUAUUCACAAGAGUGAGCUGGCGCAAGCAGAAGAACAUAUACCGCUUAACCAAUGUGCUGGCGGGGAUCAGGGCACUCAUCACUUCCCUGGGGCAGCUGGUGAGAGACCUCAGUUGCCUCAUGGGGCUGUUGGCGAAGGUGCACGUGGGGAGCAUCGGUUGGGUAUUGGGACUGCUUUGUCGACUUUGGCUGGUGCGUCCUGA